AUGGGAGGGAGAGAACCAGGCAAAGGUUUAAAGGAAGAGAUUUCUAGACCAUGGCACAGCAAAUCUGCAAAGGCGCUGAAGCAUCUUCAACUUGGUUCAUUUGAGGAAUAUAUUGAGAAGACCAAGGAGAAGCGGCUUCUGCAGGUGGUGGCGCUGGUGCUGGCGGCCCUGGUCCUUCUGCCCAACGUGGGGCUGUGGGCGCUGUACCGCGAACGGCAGCCCGACGGCACCCCCGGGGGAUCUGGGGUUGCGGUGGCCCCGGCGGCCGGACAGGGAUCACACAAUCAGCAAAAGAAGAUACUUUUCGUGGGAGAUAGACAGAAGCUGAAGGACUGGCACGACAAAGAGGCCAUCAGAAGGGAUGCUCAGCGUGUAGGAAAUGGAGAACAGGGGCGACCUUACCCCGUGACCGACGCCGAGCGAGUGGAUCAGGCGUACCGAGAAAACGGAUUUAACAUCUACGUCAGCGACAAGAUCUCCCUGAACCGCUCUCUCCCUGACAUUCGGCACCCAAACUGCAACAGCAAACUCUACCUGGAGGCGCUCCCCAACACCAGCAUCAUCAUCCCCUUCCACAAUGAGGGCUGGUCCUCCCUCCUCCGCACCGUCCACAGUGUGCUGAACCGCUCGCCCCCGGAGCUGAUCGCCGAGAUUUUGCUGGUUGACGACUUCAGUGAUCGAGAGCACCUGAAGAAGCCACUUGAAGACUACAUGGCCCAUUUCCCCAGCGUGAGGAUUCUCCGAACCAAGAAGCGGGAAGGGCUGAUAAGGACCCGGAUGCUGGGGGCCUCAGCAGCAGUUGGGGAUGUCAUCACAUUCUUGGACUCACACUGUGAAGCCAAUGUCAAUUGGCUCCCCCCCUUGCUCGACCGCAUCGCUCGGAACCGCAAGACCAUCGUGUGCCCGAUGAUCGACGUGAUUGACCACGACGACUUCCGGUACGAGACCCAGGCGGGGGAUGCCAUGCGGGGCGCCUUUGACUGGGAGAUGUACUAUAAGCGGAUCCCCAUCCCUCCAGAACUGCAGAAGGCGGACCCCAGCGACCCAUUUGAGUCUCCCGUGAUGGCCGGUGGACUGUUCGCCGUGAAUCGGAAGUGGUUCUGGGAGCUGGGCGGCUACGACCCAGGCCUGGAGAUCUGGGGAGGCGAGCAGUAUGAAAUCUCAUUCAAGGUGUGGAUGUGUGGGGGCCGCAUGGAGGAUAUCCCCUGCUCCAGGGUGGGCCACAUCUACAGGAAGUAUGUACCCUACAAAGUCCCUGCCGGAGUCAGCCUGGCCCGGAACCUGAAGCGAGUGGCGGAGGUGUGGAUGGACGAGUACGCGGAGCACAUCUACCAGCGCCGGCCCGAGUACCGCCACCUCUCCGCCGGCGACGUGGCCGCCCAGAAGCAGCUCCGCAGCUCCCUCAGCUGCAAGAGCUUCAGGUGGUUCAUGACGCAGAUCGCCUGGGACCUGCCCAAGUUCUACCCGCCCGUGGAGCCGCCGGCAGCAGCGUGGGGCGAGAUCCGCAGUGUGGGCACAGGGCUGUGUGUAGACACGAAGCAUGGGGCCCUGGGCUCUCUGCUGAGGCUGGAAAGCUGCGUCCGGGGCCGCGGGGAGGCCGCCUGGAACAACAUGCAGGUGUUCACCUUCACCUGGAGAGAGGACAUCCGGCCUGGGGACCCCCAGCACACCAAGAAGUUCUGCUUUGAUGCCGUCUCCCACACCAGUCCAGUCACCCUCUAUGACUGCCACAGCAUGAAGGGCAACCAGCUGUGGAAAUACCGAAAAGACAAGACCCUAUACCACCCCGUCAGCAGCGGUUGCAUGGACUGCAGUGAAAGCGACCACAGGAUCUUCAUGAACACCUGCAACCCCUCCUCUCCCACCCAGCAGUGGCUGUUCGAACACACCAACUCAACAGUCCUGGAAAAAUUCAAUAGCAACUGAGCCCACAUGUCUCCGUGCAGGCCUGGCAGGGUCCUCCCUGCCGCUCACUGUGGCCUUCCUCUCCGGGGGGAGGCAGGGCUUCCGUGGGCAUCGUGAUGCAAAGGUUCUGGCCAGCUGGUUCAGGGUGGAGCGAGCUCUUAAAGCUGGAGCCAGGCAUCUGCCUGGUCCCUGAGACCCUGAGCUGUGGAGUUAGUGUGGGGAGCAGGCCCCACAAGCGGCCCCUGAGAAUGCAGAGCCUGCUUUAACUCCUGAUGGCAUCUUGGAGGUCCAGGCAGGCCCUCUCAACUUCGUCACCAUGUUCCCUUGAGCAUUGUGUGGGAGAAAUGCCAGGGCAGCCCUAGGCCACCCAAAAAUGAGGCUAAGAUAUGACAGUCCUUUAGAAAGAGGCAAAUUUUGCCUGUUCAGUGCAGCUGUUAUCACAUUGCCACCUAUCUGCAGCAGGAGAGAAGGGGCCACUGGUUUCAGCCUUUUAGUGUUUGCCUGUCAUGGGGGUAAGUGCAGUCACUGCCCAGCUUCCAUUCUCUGUAAUGGCCCCAGGCAAUGCCACUGAAGGCCAUACCUGGGCCCUCAGAAUGUUCAGUCCUGAACACCAGCCAGCUGCCAGGCCUGGGGUCAGAUGCUGGACCCUUAGACACUCCUUUGCAGCCUGGACAUAUGGGUGUUUCCAUUUGCUUUCUGGGUGCUUGAAAUGCCCAUUGUAGCUCCCUCCAGGCACAAAGACAACCCAGCCACCAGCUUUUCAGACCAUGUUUCAGAUGGCCUUGGGCCCAUGGAAGAGGCCUAGUAAGAUCUCCAAACCAGAAAUUCUGGCUGUAUGUCCCUGGUCAGUGCUUCCAUUUCUCCUCUCCUCUCCUUUCCUCUCCUCUCUCUCUCCUCUCUCCUCUGCCCUCCCUCCCUCUCUCCCUAGCAAGAGGUGAAGUGCUCACCUCACACAUCCAGAGGCCUCCAGGGUAGACCACGGCUAGGAUGCCUAGUCUCUGACCUCAUCAUGGUUCUAGUUCUCAUAUCGAACUCUAGAAUUUUAAAGAACUCUAGAAUUUGACCACAGACUAGAGUGCUACACAGGAUUCUGGGAUUCUGGCAUCUGAUGUGGGUUUCUAGAAUGUUGUGAUUAAAGGAGCCAGCCAGGUGUAAUACAGUCAAGGCAGCCCUCAGCCUAGAGACAGUCUGUGAAAUCCCAGGUGAUGGCCUUGGGGGAAAUGGGGGGCUUUGUCCAUCAGCUCCUACCAGAGGCCUUGUUGUGACAUGGUCCUCAGUGCAGACCUGAAGCCCUGCAGCCUCCCGCCAUCGCAGCUGCAGUGGAGAAAACCCAAUGUCCUAAGAACAGACGCACACCCAGCUCCACGCCAGUCCUUCUUGUUUACCUUUUGCUUUGUUAAUUACACGUCAGGCUCCCAGAGGGCUCCCAAACUAAUAGGAAGCAUUUCUGUAACCAGCCUGCCACCCACUGAUUCAGAAAUAGAAAUUGCAUUCUACAAUCUAUGGCUUCCAUCAGCUGGCCCAGGAAAUACUUGCAAUCGGUAUUCCAAUUAGAGUCAGGUCUCUCGAUUGUAUCAUUUGCCAAUUAAAUAACUGAGACAUAAAUCUGGGAACAGAGCCACAAAUCUGCCUUUGAGAUGCUGGCUGAUCUCAAGGCCAUCAGUGAUCUGGGGGAGAGGGGAAUAAACAUUCCCAGUCAUGACCACCCCAAUUAAGCGUGCAGUUGGCAAAGCGUCACUUCUGUCUGCCCCUGUACCAGCCCUGCUCUGGCCACCUCUCUGCAGGAGAGGCUGCCCCUGUGCUGGCAAAGCUUGCUUGUUGAGUCCUGGUAUCUUUCCCAAAUAAGUGUUAUAUCUUUAGAAGUGGCCCUCAGUGGGAAGGAGUCAAGAGAUGAGGCCCCUUCCAGAAUCUAGGAUAACAAGAGUGUUGUAAUUUGGAGAGUCAAGUUAGGAUUCCUCAUCAGAGAGCAAUGCAGCAUCAUUAAAAUAAAAACUGUGCCUUUUAAAAAGAAAAAAAUGCAAAUAUACAGCAAAUCCCUAAACUUGAACCAUUUCCUAGUGCCUUGCUAGACAAACAUAAAGGGGCAGGGAUUGGGGGGCGGGGAGGGAGUAUUUGGUGGUAUGUGCAGUUCUUAUUGGAUGAAUGUGUAUUUCUUAAUGUCUAAUUUCAAGCAGGAGACGUUGGGCCUAGAGCAGGAUCUAAGAUGCAGAUGCCCCCCCCCCUCCCCCCAAGGGCAGAGGCCAGAAGUUGUCCCAGUUAGUGUAACACUCCACUCAGAUUAAAAGAGCAGCUGGACAGCUCGUGUAGUCUGUGGCCUAGAAGGGCCUCAGCAGCCCCUGGGAGAGGGCCCUGUUUGGAGGCCAUGCCUGCAGUCCUCCAUCCAAGCCCCCAGACAGAGUGCAGAGCACUGGCUGGAUUUCCAAAUGGUCCCACUCCAAGUGGAUGACAGUGUUCUCGGCACGACCGGGACUCAUGUGGAAAGCAGGAGCAGCCCCAGCAGUCCUCAGCCUUCCCUUCUCCCAUCCUUUGGGUCUCCUUUUGAGUCUGGUUUCCCUCACUCAACAAGGGAUGAGAAGGUCCUCUGAGCAUGCUGGCGUUUGUCACUGAUGAGCCCACAUCUGUAGGGGCUGGAAGUUGACAACAUGUGUGAGAGGGAUGGCAGGAGACCAGUUCAUUGCCUAACUGACCAGCUGGCUGGUUGCAGCCACUCAUUCUUUUGGCCUCCUUUUUUUAAACUAGCUGUCUUAAGGAUUCAGAUUCCUACUCACACCCCCAGCUGAUGCCCAAAUAAAACAUCCAGGAGCCCGUGGAGAGGCUGUCAGGUAAGGGGUGAGAAUGUGGACCCUUUUCCCUCUAAAGCCUUUAUUCUGAGCAUAAGGUCACAAAACAAAUGAGUGGCUAGAAGGUAUCAUGACCGUGUGGCCCACCAGCAGGCUUUCCAAAGGGGACUCCAGAAACAUUUCGGAAUAGAAAGAGCAGCCUUGCUGUAAGUACAAGGCCUUUGGAGGUGGCCAAAUGUGCAGGCCUGGAUGUGCCUCCAAUUGGAGCUUGUUUCAACUUUAAAAGCAGUCCAGAAAUUGUCAUUUCUCCCCUUUGGGAAGAAAUAGCUCAGAGACAGAAGGGGGUGCAUAUGUAGAAGGGAUCUGAUGAGUGUGACAUUAGGUCCAAGGGAGAAAGCAGUUACUGAAAAUGGAGCAUAUGGAUUCCCAAAGUCCACAUUAUAGUCACUUUUCAAACCUCCUACCUGUUGAAUUUCCUUUUCUCCCUAAGACACAGGUGACAUCCUUGAAAAUGGCUCCAUAUUUCUUUCUGUGCAUCUCCGUUUUUCUAGUCUCUGGAAUCUCAAAAAGUGGCAAGCACCUUCCAGGCAUCACUGGGAAAUCUAGAUUCUUUGCUUCAACAACCCUUAGUUGGUACAGAUUGGUGAUCUUGUAUAAUUCCUAGGAGACAAUGCAUUUUUUAUGUUUUCUGAAGAUUUUUAAGUGUGGGAUAGGGGCAAGGAGUGUGUUUCUAUUCUGGAACUCUUCUCUGCUUUCAACUGAUGCUCUUUGUGAAAAUCCAAGUAAUAUUUUAGUUCAAACUUGAUCUUGAGCCAAGGCCCACUGCCACCUCUGGAGUGGGUCUUGGACCUACAUUCCAAGUGACAAGGUCCUGUUACCAUUCACUCCCCAAAUGGUUUUGAUUCAGCCAUGCCAGACCAUAGAAUCAGGCUCCUGUUCUGUUUGGGCUUGAAGUCUGGGUUCCCAAGGGAAUUAUAGGCAGGAACUGUUUGAGAAGUCAGAUGGAGAUUUCAUAGAGAAAUCUCAAGACCGCCAGCCUCUCUUCUCCUGCCUGGAAAAGUGAGCCUUUGUGAAGAACUGAUUUACAUGUACAGUUGUGAUUGUGACUGAGUAAACCUCCAGACUUUCUCUAA
Molecule: messenger RNA, 5818 nt
Organism: Miniopterus natalensis
Lineage: Eukaryota; Metazoa; Chordata; Mammalia; Chiroptera; Miniopteridae
Gene: GALNT10
Product: polypeptide N-acetylgalactosaminyltransferase 10
Biological process (GO): protein O-linked glycosylation
Cellular component (GO): Golgi apparatus
Molecular function (GO): polypeptide N-acetylgalactosaminyltransferase activity
Source: RefSeq, a predicted model, not a curated record